AUGAACAAUUCUAAUCGAAGCCUCGCACUGGACGAGAUACAUCCUCGCAGAUCUACAGAAGUAUCCGAGAUCGAGCAACCCACGCUUGCUCCAGCAGAUGGAGGCAGGGCCGCAUGGCUGAUGUUGGCUUCAUGCUGCUUCAUCCAGAUACCAGUCUGGGGAUUCGCUACUGUCUUCGGUGUCUUUCAAGAGUACUACUCAACACAUGACGUCCUACAGGGAAGCAAGAAUGACCUGGCGACUGUUGGAACUACGUCGACUGGACUUCUUUAUCUUCUCUCGCCUGUCACUUUCACGCUUUUAACGAGAUACCCGCAUCUACAAUACUAUUGUGCACCCGCGGGCCUGGUUAUCACAGUGAUAGGAUCUCUAUUAUCCUCAUUCUCGGUGCAGGUUUGGCAUUUGAUUGCCACGCAGGGUAUCAUGUGUGCCAUUGGGAAUGGGCUCUUAUUCAGCCCGUCUUCCUUGUACCUUGAUCAGUGGUUCUUGCGUCGGAAGGGCCUUGCUCUUGGAACUAUGUGGGCUGCAAAGAGUAUUGUUGGAGUUGCCUUGCCUUUCAUUGCUAGUACUUGUCUGAAUAAGUUUGGCUCCAGUACUACACUGAGGGCUUGGACUGUCGUUACGCUGAUAACCACCCUCAUGGCCUUGCCAUUCAUGAAACCCCGUAUCCCAAUAUCGCAAUCUACUUCAGCGCGCCGCUUGGAUCUAAGCUUCCUUAAGCAAACCACAUUCUGGAUGCUAGAAAUAGGGAACAUUAUCCAGAGUUUUGGAUAUUUCUUACCAACUACAUUCCUCCCUUCCUUUUCGACAACGACUGUCGGCUUAUCCCAGAACACUGGUACAAUGCUGGUCUCGUUAUUCAACGCAACAUCUAUCAUUGGUGGGAUAGCCUUGGGAGUACUCUGUGACCGGUUCUCCGUGACAAACGUUAUGCUUCUAUCCUCAGUUGGCUCGGCGUUAUCAGUCCUUUUAUUCUGGGGUAUGGUAUCAUCGCCAGGCUCAGAAUCGUCACAAACAGCCAUUGCCCUUCUUGUUAUCUUCUCCAUUACAUAUGGCUUCUUUGCCGGUGGGUUCAGCUCCACCUGGUCUGGGGUUAUUACUCAGAUAAAGCGUGACUCGUCACCAUCCCUGGACACUGGACUUAUAUUUGGUCUUCUUGCUGGUGGACGAGGCAUUGGAAAUGUGAUUAGUGGACCGCUAAGUACGGUGUUGCUCCAGUCGGGGUCUUUGGGGGAUUCAAGUGGUGGUGGUAGUACGGGAUACGAAACACAGUAUGGGACACUGAUUCUAUUUACUGGAAUUACAGCCAUUUUCGGUGCAUGGAGCUGGAUGUGGCGGGCCACUGCCCUAUCUACAACAAUGGCAACCGAUGCCGCGCUCCAAGAUCCUCUGCUCUCACUGCGACGUGCGAUUGCAUCUGGCAAUCUCCCAACGCCGACAACCUCGUCUGAGCUCUCCGACCAAUCUACCACAGACGACCUAGCCAAAGCCACACAUCUCUACUUCGCUCAACCAUCUCCUCGGACAAUUGCCCUAUCAACACUCACACGAUUCAUUUCGGCAUCUACCAAAUCCCCUGUUGACCUGCGCAGUAUCCUUUUCGCCUGGCAGAACAAAGAUGUCGCCAUUCCCGAGUACAUCGCCAAGGCGCAGGAAUUCAACGAGGCAUUAAAACAGCAGACAAAAGAGGGUGAGAAGGAGGAAAGUGUCCAGAUUCUUAUCUUCCUCGAGCGUCUUGACCUUUUCACCUGGCUAGAGGGUGCCUCCGACGACAGCGAACAUAUCAAACCCCUCGAGGGUGCUGCUGCCGCAGCUGAAGCAGCCGCCUCAGCUGCAGGCGCUGCGCAGGCUGAUAAUGCGGCCGGAAUCGCCGCUGGUGCAAUUGGCGGCGUGACCUCCGUCCCCAGUGGAGCCGCAGGAGCAGCCCAGCCAGGAACUCAACUUGGCCGCCCACAAAAGCAGAUUGACCCUCGACUACAGGAGAUUUACAAUGGCGAGCGCAAGAUCGGUGACCGCAAUACAGUGCUACGUGGAAUUAAGCCGACGGACUUCUCACACGUCCGCAAGAGCGCCGAAUUAUUCCUCGACCGCAACCGCAGUCGACCGGGCCAGCCAAGCGCCAAACCAGGCAUCAAGGGUUCCAUCCCAGCCCCAUCAGCUGGUCUCUCGAUGGUCCCAUCGCGCAAGUCGAGCUCCUCCCACUCCCGCCCCGACCCAAUCAUCCUAAUCUCACCCUCCGCCUCAUCCCUCAUCCGCAUGUCGAACGUCAAAUCCUUCCUCGAAGAAGGUAUCUUCGUGCCACCGGACCACCCAACCCUCUCAGGCGCCACAGACGCCAACCUCGUGAAGCUAGAGCGCCCGCUCCGUCUCAACGGCGACGCCUCAAACCCAAGCGCGAUCUCAAGCUCCCGCGCCGGAAAGCCAACACGUCCAACCAAGUUCAUCGUCGUCGACGGCACAACCAACUUCAAACCCGAAUACUGGAACAGACUCGUCGCUGUCUUCACUACUGGCCAGACCUGGCAGUUCAAGUCGUACAAGUGGUCUUCGCCGCCGGAGCUGUUCAAGCAUGCUACCGGUGUGUAUGUCGGGUGGCGCGGCGAGGACGUCCCUGCCCAGGUUAAGGGCUGGGGUCGUGGCGUUGAGACAUAUGCUGUUGAGCGUUGGGACGAGAAGAAUGGUGUUCACGGUGGUGGACGCUGGCGGGAUCGUGAAGUUGUUGAGGGUAUUUGGACUGCUAUUGAGGAGGGUAUGAGACUUCGUGGCUGGGGAACUAAGUAG
Molecule: messenger RNA, 2781 nt
Organism: Penicillium griseofulvum
Lineage: Eukaryota; Fungi; Ascomycota; Eurotiomycetes; Eurotiales; Aspergillaceae
Product: Major facilitator superfamily domain, general substrate transporter
Exons: 6
Coding region: 1-2781 (926 amino acids)
Biological process (GO): positive regulation of transcription elongation by RNA polymerase II; transcription elongation by RNA polymerase II; transmembrane transport
Cellular component (GO): Cdc73/Paf1 complex
Molecular function (GO): transmembrane transporter activity; RNA polymerase II complex binding
Source: RefSeq, a predicted model, not a curated record